UAGGCUAGGGAUUGUGCUGUUUCCGUAUCCGAACAACACGUUAUCGGCCAAUUUCUAAUUUGGCAUCUCAGUUUCCUUCACUCUCACUACAGCUUCGAGUUCAAAGGUUUUGUUUCUCUACGAUAAAAAAAAAAUGGCGGAUUCAUCGUCACUGUUGUACGAUCAGCUCAAGGUUGCUAAGCCGUUCUUCUUGUUGGCUGGUCCAAAUGUGAUCGAAUCUGAAGAACAUGUUCUUCGAAUGGCUAGAAGCAUUAAAGAUAUUGCCACAAAGCUUGGGUUGCCUCUGGUUUUUAAGUCAAGUUUUGAUAAAGCUAACAGAACUUCAUCAAAGUCAUUCCGAGGUCCUGGCAUGGCUGAGGGUCUGAAGAUUCUUGAGAAGGUGAAAGUAGCAUAUGAUCUACCAAUUGUUACUGACGUUCAUGAAUCGAGCCAGUGUGAAGCGGUCGGCAAGGUUGCAGAUAUUAUUCAGAUACCCGCAUUCUUAUGUCGCCAGACAGAUCUUCUGGUUGCGGCAGCCCAAUCUGGGAAAAUUAUCAAUAUAAAGAAGGGACAAUUUUGUGGUCACUCUGUCAUGAGAAACUCGGCCGAGAAGGUUAGACUCGCAGGGAAUCCAAAUGUGAUGGUUUGUGAAAGAGGAACCAUGUUUGGAUACAAUGAUUUAAUAGUAGAUCCACGAAAUUUGGAAUGGAUGAGGGAAGCUGAUUGUCCCGUUGUUGCUGAUAUAACUCAUUCAUUACAACAACCUGCAGGCAAGAAGUUAGAUGGUGGGGGUGUUGCUAGUGGAGGCCUUCGCGAAUUAAUACCAUGCAUAGCAAGAACCGCUGUAGCUGUUGGUGUCGAUGGAAUUUUCAUGGAGGUGCAUGAUGAUCCUUUAAGUGCACCAGUUGAUGGUCCAACACAAUGGCAUCUGCGUCAUCUAGAAGAGCUCAUUGCAAUCGCGAGUGUCUCAAAAGGGAAACAACAGUUCCAAAUGGACCUCACGCCUUAUCGUGAUUAGAAUCAAUGGGGUGUAUUAUCCAGGCAAGUAACUGAAAAAAAUCAAGGUCUCUGACUACAUUUUGGGUGUAACUACACCUUAAUAAAUAUUUCAAUCUUGUCCGAGCAAUACGCAUUAUAUUUGCUUGUCGGCAGUCGGCAAAAUACAUCUCCCCACAGGCCACAGCGACUAUUGUAUUUUCAAAGUAGCUGAUGUUGCCAAAUAUCAAAUGUCUUAAAGCUAAAAAAAAAAAAAAACAAUUGGAAGUUAACUUACUAAUUUACUAAAGUAUACAGAAGUUACGUUUUCUAUACAGUAUUUUAUAUUUGUACACAUAACAUAAGCUUUUUCUUUUGAACUUUCUAUAUAAUGCAUGGUUUCUUACUUUCUUUC
Camelina sativa (false flax) is the source of this 1369-nucleotide messenger RNA. The record is from RefSeq and is a predicted model, not a curated record. NCBI's taxonomy places the organism in Eukaryota, Viridiplantae, Streptophyta, Magnoliopsida, Brassicales, Brassicaceae.